AGUAAGACCUUGAUGACAAGUAUAAAUAUAAAUAUGACGUAGAACAGAUCGUAAAAAUUCACAACGGAUUAUUCACCCUCGUUACAUAUGGCAAGCCAAACGUGACAAAAGUGUAUUGAGAAUUCCAACCGCUAGUCGAGAAUAUCAAGCGAUGGUCGAGAAUAUUAGGCGAUGGUCGAGAUUUAUAACAGUAACAACGGUCUUAGUAGUAAACUCCUGUUUCUGGUAAUACUUGAUGUACUUUGAAAGAAUUCAGGAAUUUCUCGCCAGACUGCAGUUUAGCGAAUUUCCGAAGCGCUUAUGUGCGUAGCGCGGGCUCCUUUUUGGUUAGGAUUAUGUGGAAUUAUACGUUAGGGUUUGGGUCAGCGUCCAAGGUGUCCGUUUAUAAAAUAAACACAAUGCGCUGUGUUUGCAUCAACGAACUCCAUAACAAUCGUUGUUGUAGAGUUCACUGAGUUUUCCCAUUCUAUAAUAACUCAAUUAUAGAACUCAAUGGGUUUUCCCCAGUGACCAACGAUAUAGGCAAAUGGCAAAAAAUAGCCUUCUCCAAGCUGAAGGUGGUGUUUGUGUGGGAUAAGACUAACUCCAGAGUUGUUUUAAGUCAUAUUUGUGUUAGGAAUUUAACAAAACAUUUAUAAUAUCUGUGUAUAAUACGUUUAGACCAUUAAAAAUAUUUGCAGUUGAGCCUUUGCCAUGAUUUUAGUGAUAAAAAUUGUCAUUAUUGAAUAAUAGCUACCAUAUUUGGUAUAUGAUUUGCAACAGGUAUUCAAUGAUUCAGGCUGAGCAAAUUUAGGGAGGAACUUACCAUAGUGUUUUCCUCUUUUACUUUCAUUUUUAAUGAUUUGAAAUGUAUAAAAGUUGCUUUUCUUUUCGAAGAAAUUUUGAGCAGUUUCCUGUAAUUUUAUACAUUCAUAUGUCAUUUGCCAAGUCUGACUCACUGACUCACAUGAUAUAUCUAUUGAAUUGUUUUGUAGAAGUUAUAAAAGAGUGAAAAUUUUCGAUGUCUGAGGGUCGAGGAAGAGGAAAUAAAGGACGGGGAAGACGUCGAGGUCGUGGACGUGGUGGUGGUGGGAAUAAAGCACGAACGAAUGAAAGUGUAGCUCCUAGCGGUUUACAAGAUACAAGAUCAAGUGAUAGAGGAGCCAUUGCUUUGACUGUUGAUGAACCAACACCAUCUGUCACACAAGCAACUCCUUCUCAAGAAUUUCAAGUCAGUGAAGAUAAAGAUCAAGCAAAAUCAACUUCUAAAAAACAACGUCAAAGAAGGAAGAAGCAAGAACAGACUUCUCAACAAGAAACAACAUCUGCUCAAGCAAGCAAUGUUAAAAAUCCCACAGCUCAACAGGAUGUUGAAACCUUAGCAAAAAAUGUCCAACAGUUAAAAGUUCAAGAACAAAGUGAUUCUACAGAUGGGGCAUUUCCUAGUAGAUCAGCUGACACGGCACCUACACAAGCACCUAAGGAUACACAACCAAAAACUACCCCAGUCACUCCACAAAAACAAACUUCAAAGAAAUCAACCUCUCAACCUGUCAAGAAAACACCAUCGUCCACAACUCAGCAGGAAAAACCUGAAUUAAAGCAAUUGUCAACUGAUCUACCUCAGUCAGAGAAGGAGGAGAUAAGACUACUCCGUCGACCUGAUAAAGGAGGUCAACUAGGUAGACUUUUACGUCUUCGUGUGAACUUUCUUAAUGUUCAACUGCCAAAAAAUGAUAUUCAUCAUUAUGACACAUCAAUUAAAGCAAACUUUAAGACCAAUCGUGAUGGCUAUACAAAAUCUGAAGCCCCUAAGAUUAUUAAAGAAAUGGUAAAUCAGUAUGAAGCUGCUAAUCCCAAAGGACCAAAAUUAGUUUAUGACAAAGAUGGUAAAAAUUUGUAUUGUCGUACACUCAUCCCAGAUAUUGGAAAGGACAUGAGAGAAUUCAAGGUACUAUUUACAACAGACAAUGGUAGUCAGCGAGAGUACACUGUUACUGUAAAAUGGGCAGCACAAGUUAGUCUUUAUUACCUGAAGCAAGCACUUGAUGGAAAAUCCAUUGAAGUGCCCCAGAAUGCCGUGCAAGCUGUACAAAAUGUGAUCAGAUUUUUGCCAUCAAUGACCAGCACUCCUUUUGGUCGUUUGUUUUUUAAUUUCUAUGGCGAUGAAAAAGAUCUGGGUCUUGGUCUUCAGAUCUGGAAUGGACGUUUUGUAAGCAUACGUCCGACGCAGUGGAAGAUGAUGUUGAACAUUGAUAUAUGUGCUACUGCAUUUUAUAAAGCACAACCUGUUCUUGAUUUUAUGUGUGAAUAUCUUAAACUGAGAAAUAUACCUCCGAAACUGAACCCAUCACAAAGGAGAGACUUUAGCAAGGAAAUGAAGACCGUUAAGAUUGAAACAACUCACGUUAAAAGAAAACAAAGAGUCAGCGGAUUGUCCAUGAAAUCUUCAAAGGAUGAAAAAUUUCCUCUGGAAGAUGGAAAAACGAUCAGUGUUUUUGAAUACUUUAAAGAAAAGUAUAACAUUACAUUAAGAUACCCCGAUCUUCCAUGUCUGAAGGUUGGUAGUAAAGGCAGUUUGAUUCCAAUUGAGGUCAGUAAUAUUGCUGGUGGUCAACGACGGGAGGGAAGACUUAAUCCUGAUCAAACAAGAGAAAUGGUAAGACACACAGCACUUCCAGCUCCACAACGCCAGCGAGAAAUAGAAAAUUUAGUUCGCAGCUCUAACUUUGACAAAGAUCCUUACUGUGCUGAUUUUGGAAUCAAGGUUGGUAGAAAUCUAGCCAGUGUUACAGGAAGAGUUUUGGAUCCACCUUUGUUAAGCUAUGGUCCUAAAGAUAAACCACAAACAGAGAAACCACGGGAUGGUGUAUGGAAUAUGCAAAAUAAACCAAUGUUUGAACCAAAAGAAUUGAAGGAAUGGGCGCUUGUUUCAUAUGAAAAUCCGAGAUUCUUUGAUGAUCGAGCCAUGAGUAAUUUUAUCUCUCGUCUUGUUCAGGCGGGUGGAGAAAAACAGUUAAGAAUUAACGAUACUCCUUGUUAUAAAAAUACACAGCGUGGUUACGACGGUAUUGGCAAACUCUUUGGUCAACUUAUUAAGAAUUAUCCUAACCUUCAACUCAUUGUUGUUAUAUUUCCUGAUAAAGAUUCCACCGAUCCUUAUUACGAAGAAGUGAAGCAUUAUGGAGAUGUUGUUUAUGGCAUGAGAACACAAUGUGUUAAAUCGAAAAACGCGAAGAAAGCAGAUAUGCAAAUGAUGGCUAAUAUUUGUCUUAAAAUCAACGCAAAACUUGGUGGAACAACAUCAGUCCUCAACAAAGAAAAUCGUUCACCAAUAUUAUCUGAACCUGCCAUUAUUUUUGGUGCUGACGUCACGCAUCCAGCUCCCGGAGACAGCUCUCCUUCAAUAACCGCUGUGGUUGCAAGUAUGGACUCGUAUCCUAACCAGUACUGCGCAGAGGUCUGCGUCCAACAGCGUGGUAGCAAGACGAACAGAGAAGAAAUUGGUGAUAUUAAAAAUAUCGUUGUUACCUUACUUAAGAAGUUUCGUAAGUCUACCGGAGCUGCACCACAGAAAAUCAUAUUUUAUCGUAUUGGAGUUGGUGAAGAUCAAUUUAAACGUGUUUUACUUCUGGAGCUUCAAGCAUUUCAAGAUGCUUGUCUUGAACUAGAUCCCAAUUAUAAACCACAAAUUACAUUUAUUGUCGUCCAGAAAAGUCAUCAUGCUCGAUUCUUUGCCGAAGAUCCACGUGAUCAAAGAGGUAAAAGUAAGAACAUCCCUGCUGGUACUUUGGUCGAUAAAGACGUUGUUCAUCCCUUUAAAUUUGAUUGGUACCUGUGUAGUCAUGCUGGUAUUCAAGGUACCAGUAAACCAACUCACUACCAUGUCUUGUAUGAUGAUAGUAAUUUUAAGUCAGAUGAACUACAGAAUCUCACCAAUCAACUAUGUCAUACCUACGUUCGUUGUGCCAGAGCAGUAUCUAUACCAGCACCUGUGUAUUAUGCUCACCAUGCUGCGUUUAGAGCUCGUUAUCAUUUAAAGGAGGUUGAACGUGGAAGCCCAGAUGGUAGUGUUGCCUCUGGAGACGAUGGAAGCGUCCUUAAGGAAGAAGAUUUGGUUCGUGCUGUGAAAAUUCACGACAACAUGAAGUCUACAAUGUAUUUUGCCUAGAGUUUUAAUUAAUUAUUAUCGAAAUUUAAUUUUAAUUUAUUUUUUGUUGUUGAUAUAAUGAAAAUAUUUUAAUUGAAU
Molecule: messenger RNA, 4228 nt
Organism: Xenia sp. Carnegie-2017
Lineage: Eukaryota; Metazoa; Cnidaria; Anthozoa; Malacalcyonacea; Xeniidae
Product: protein argonaute-2-like
Exons: 2
Coding region: 1001-4150 (1049 amino acids)
Molecular function (GO): protein binding; RNA binding
Source: RefSeq, a predicted model, not a curated record